GAAGUAACGGCGUCGUAAGUUCGUAGGGGCUUCGACAUUCCUUUAUAAACUGAAAGCAAAGAAAUGGCUUUUGGUGAGCACGUGUUGGGUUUCUCGCCCGAUGGAAAACUUUUUGCCCUUAUCAAUGAACAAGGAGUUCUAAGGAUAUGGGACACAGAUACCAACGAACUCAAACAGGAAUACACGCCGAAUUUGCAUUUGUCUGGACCAUGUUCGGCCCUGGUGUGGAUAUCGGUUUCUUUGCCAGGAAGUGUUGUCAAAGACAAGAAAGGUAAAAAGGCAAGAAAGUCCAGUGAAAGCAGUGAGUCUCUUUACAUUGCCCUGGGUACCUCAAAGGGACAUGUCUCGUUGUAUUCCUAUGCAGAGGCCAAGAUUGAACGUAGUCUUAAGGGCGAGGGACACAAUGGCAAAAUAACAUCAAUCAUAAGGGAUACGGAGGGGCAUCUCUAUACCUGCGGAGAAGAUUGUCAAGUUAUUGUUUGGUCUCUGGCGGAAGAAAAACAAAUUAGAUCGUGGAAUGUGGGCCCCGAAAAGCCAUUUAGUAUUUCAUUAAUGCCUACAUCCAAUUCAUUGGUCGUGGGCUCCCGCACCCUUAAAGUAUAUUCCACAGAAAAAGAAGAACUGGUGCAAACAUUUACGGGACACACUUCAGAAAUAAAUCAUAUGGCCCAAUUUGUGAGCAAUGAUGGUGGUGAAUAUGUUCUCACAACCUCACGAAUGGAACGUAUAAUAUGCUUGUGGAAAAUUGGAAAGAAAGGUCGCAAUAAACCAGCGGCUUGUACUCUUCUAAUGGAGGACAUAGCCCACAGUCUUACAUGUCACAUUGAUGAUGAGAACACACUGCGGGUAUCCAGUGUUACACGAAGUGGCGUAAUACAUCUAUACGUUUUAGAUAUAGAUGGCAUAAAGGCUGACAAACCAUUGAAACCAAAAGUAACCAUUAGCAUUGCCUCCGAUAGUGCAACUGUUAUUGAGCCGAUUUCGGCAGUGGCAGCUUCACUCCAACAUGCAAACAGGCAAGGAGAAUUGCUAUUUGCUUAUGGCGAUAAACAUUUCGUCGUAUUUGAACAAUUGAAACCAAGUUUCGCUGAAAAAAUGCAGGUUUUGAUACGCACUGACCCGCGAAAACAUGUCAAACAGCAACUGUUGGGAAAACGCAAUGAAAUCGGAUCUGAGAAGACAUUAAAAAUGAUGACACCCAUAAUAGAUGCCAAGGAUGUUGACUACAAGUCAUCAAUAUCUGUGACAAAGAAGAAACUGAAAUCCUUAGAUAUGCCCAUGGAAGCUCGAUUGCAGAACCUCAACCUGAAUGUGGGCGAUGGCAAAGUAAUACCCCAGGCUCAAAGUAAAGUACAGUUGUUGGUACAAUCCCUGCACAGUAAAGAUGAGACGUUGUUACGCUCCGUGUUAUGCACAAAAGAUAUGAAGACCAUAGAGCUUACAUUGCAGAAAUUACCAGUCCAAUAUGUGGGCACUUUGGUCAAUGAAUUGACAUUGUUAAUGCAGCAAAGGCACACAAAUGUUGAAUAUGCAAUGAACUGGCUGAAAGUCCUGGCCCAGACCCAUUCCAGUCAACUUAUGGCUUUGGGUGCUGAAGAUUUGCUGAAUAAAUUCGGUCCCUGCAUUGGAAUAAUUGAACAUAGAGCCAACUGCUUGAAAGAGUUGUCAAAAUUGAAUGGCCGAUUGCAGUUGCUUGUUAGUCAAAUAAAACGAAACAGUGAAAUGGAUCAAGACAAUCUUAAGAGUGAUAAUUUGUUGGUCUUUGAAGAUAACGAUGAUUCAUCAACGUCGGAUCUAGAUGAUGCCAUUAACAAAUCUUCUUCGGACGAUGAAUGGGAAGAGGGCGAAGAUGAGGAUCAGAAAAAUGGAGGGGACUCUAUGGAUCAGGAUGACGAUGAUGAAGAUGAUGAUAUGGAAAUGUAGUUAGAGUACAAAUCUAAACUUACUAUAUUCUUAAGUUAUAUUUUUAGGUAGUUAGUAUUGUCAAUAAAUCCAAUGUUCAAGGUCCCCCAUCUAAUCAAUCAAAUACAGUUCCGGCCGUAUUUUUUUAAAACAUCUAACAAA
This is a messenger RNA of Musca domestica (house fly), 2064 nucleotides long. RefSeq names its product WD repeat-containing protein 43-like. Gene Ontology annotation, molecular function: protein binding. The transcript has 7 exons. The record is from RefSeq and is a predicted model, not a curated record. Gene Ontology annotation, biological process: maturation of SSU-rRNA from tricistronic rRNA transcript (SSU-rRNA, 5.8S rRNA, LSU-rRNA). Bases 64 to 1923 code for a protein of 619 amino acids. Lineage: Eukaryota; Metazoa; Arthropoda; Insecta; Diptera; Muscidae. Gene Ontology annotation, cellular component: nucleolus.